UGGGGUCAGGGGAGCAAAUAAGAUAAGACGCAUCUCGUUAACACCAGCUGACUUGCGGGAGUCAGUUUUACGUUGACUACAGUCAUGGCAGUCACGCUGACGAUUUUAUCGAGAUGCGGUCGACAGACUUGCAGAAUAUUAUCGAGACAAAUUUCGGUCUCGUCUUCGCUCAGAGGGAAAUCGACGUUCAACUGGGAGGAUCCAUUCGAUUUGGAGUCGCAGUUGACGAAAGAUGAGAUUCUGAUGAGAGAUCAGUUCCGAACGUACUGUCGCGAGAAACUGCAGCCUCGAAUACUCCAUGCGAACCGUAAUGAGGUCUUUCAUAGAGAGAUCAUGAGGGAAUUAGGGGAGUUAGGUGUUCUGGGGUGUACCAUGAAGGGCUACGGUGCCGCUGGCGUUUCCUCCGUGGCAUAUGGACUCUUGGCUAAGGAAAUCGAGUCCGUGGACAGUGCAUACCGAUCCGCUCUAUCCGUACAAUCAUCCUUGGCCGCUGGGGCGAUCUACAAGCAUGGCAGCGAGGCACAAAAGCAACAAUAUUUGCCGAAACUGAUAUCCGGUGAAAUGAUCGGUUGCUUCGGACUAACUGAACCCGAUCAUGGGAGCGAUCCGGGCUCGAUGGCAACGAAGGCGACUUACGAUUCAAAGAGGAAGAUCUACAGAUUGAAUGGAUGCAAAACAUGGAUCACGAAUUCACCGAUCGCCGAUCUAUUGAUCGUGUGGGCAAAGAACGAGGAGGGCAAAGUCUGUGGGUUUAUAAUCGAAAGGAAGGGUAGCGAAAAUCGAUUAUCCACACCGACGAUCGAAGGGAAAUUUUCUUUGAGAGCUUCUACCACAGGAAUGAUCAUUAUGGAUAACGUAGAAGUGCCUGCGGAGAAUUUGUUACCCAAAGCCCAAGGUCUUAAAGGUCCUUUCGCUUGUCUGAACAACGCCCGAUACGGAAUAGCGUGGGGUGCUUUAGGUGCCGCCGAAACCUGUCUAAAUGUGGCUAGAUCGUACACCAUGGAAAGGAAGCAAUUUAAUAGACCGCUGGCAGCCAACCAAUUAAUACAGAAGAAACUGACCGACAUGAUGUGCGACAUCGCUAUUGGUUUGCAAGCCUGUCUUAGGGUUGGCAGGCUCAAGGACGAGAACAAAGUUUCUCCAGAGAUGAUCUCCAUCAUCAAAAGGAAUUCCACCACAAAGGCUCUAGAAAUUGCAAGGACGGCCAGGGAGAUGUUGGGUGGUAAUGGAAUAUCGGAUGAAUAUCAUAUUAUCAGACACAUGAUGAAUUUAGAGAGCGUUGUUACUUACGAAGGUACGAGCGAUAUUCACGCUCUGAUACUCGGUAGAGCGAUUACCGGCAUACAGGCGUUCAGUGUGUGAGCGAAUAAAACCGUGUACCCUACUUUUGUACAUUUGUAUGCUUUCUAUAAUAAAACAAAGAUAAGGAUAACGAAACGAACUCGUGAAACUGAAGUUAAGAAACGAAACAGAAUCAACCGAA
Messenger RNA from Ceratina calcarata, 1483 nucleotides. Its product is annotated as glutaryl-CoA dehydrogenase, mitochondrial. Gene Ontology annotation, biological process: fatty acid beta-oxidation using acyl-CoA dehydrogenase; fatty-acyl-CoA biosynthetic process. NCBI's taxonomy places the organism in Eukaryota, Metazoa, Arthropoda, Insecta, Hymenoptera, Apidae. Gene Ontology annotation, molecular function: fatty-acyl-CoA binding; flavin adenine dinucleotide binding; glutaryl-CoA dehydrogenase activity. Gene Ontology annotation, cellular component: mitochondrial inner membrane. Bases 85 to 1362 code for a protein of 425 amino acids. The transcript has 8 exons. The record is from RefSeq and is a predicted model, not a curated record.